Messenger RNA from Orbicella faveolata, 899 nucleotides. RefSeq names its product patatin-like phospholipase domain-containing protein 4. Gene Ontology annotation, cellular component: membrane; cytoplasm; lipid droplet. NCBI's taxonomy places the organism in Eukaryota, Metazoa, Cnidaria, Anthozoa, Scleractinia, Merulinidae. Gene Ontology annotation, biological process: lipid homeostasis; triglyceride catabolic process. Gene Ontology annotation, molecular function: triacylglycerol lipase activity. The record is from RefSeq and is a predicted model, not a curated record.
AUGGCAAAGCGGCGUCCAAUUGCUAGAUAUGUUGAUCUCAAGCUUGACUUUGGACCAGAAUUUGGGAUAAGCUAUAUAUUUGUUUCACCUUUCUGCUACUACAAGGUCUUACUGGCAAGUUGCUACAUUCCUUUUUAUGCUGGACUGACAUUUCCUCAAUUCAAAGGCCAGAAAUGGGUUGAUGGUGGACUAAGUGAUAAUUUGCCAAGGCUUCCGUUUGGCCGAACUAUACGCAUUUCUCCAUUCAGUGGUAAUGGCAAUGAUAUCUGCCCACAGGACGAGUCGCAGGGCUUUACCAAUGUCACAUUCCGUAAUAUGAAUGUCUACGUAAACAGGGAAAAUCUGCAAAGGGAACUGCAAAUAUUUAUACCUCCCAAAAAGGAAGGAAUAGAGAGUUUAGUUCAGUUAGGUUAUAAUGACACUCUACGGUUUCUUCAAGAGGAGAACCUGUGCAGCUAUCCUGUAGCCCCUCGACCAUCUGCUUUGCCCAUGGAAAAUCAAGAUUAGAAUUUAUUAUGAAAUGGCCUUUUUAUAUGUACUGUUUGAAACCUAUAGUGUCUGCCUUAGUUAGCAAUUUUUGUUUUGUUCCAGUACCCUUUGUAUUUUAGUCUUUCACCUUUGUAAAUCCAGGGAAGAUAUAGAAAAGGGAUUGAGAGGUACUUAAAUAAAACAGACCAAGUUGGCUCAGCAAAAGUUUUAAAAAGGUGUUGCCCAUUGAUUCUAGUUUCUCAAGGCUGUGGUCUAAGAAAAAGUAUGAAGAGCCCAAAGGUUCCUAACCAUGAAAUCCUGGGUGCCCAGCAUUUACGCUUAUAUGAAAAAGUAAGUUUUUCCAGUCGCCCAAAGGCUCAGCUAAGCCCUGUUUCUUCAAGCUGUGAGUUUCCGAGGAUUCAGAGGACUGA